AAUCAAGUACAUCGUCGAGACCACCUGCUCGUUCGAGGGAUGAUAAGAAGGUCAUUGACUCCAGCAAACAACAACAAAAGAACCCAAUGCCAUCAUCCGAAGAAACCAUGGACACAUCAUCGACGUCCAACAAAGGCACCAGCGGUACGACCUCGUCCGCAUCAAGCGGCGUCGCAGCCGCCCCCGCCUCUUCAUCCGAGGACGUUUACGAGUUUAAAUCGGUGAAGGAGUCGUCCGACUCGGCGUCGUCACCAGACGUGAAAAAUUCCGAAGCAGCGUCGUCGCCGAACGACGUUAACGACGCCGUUGAUCCUCUUGGUGGCCUGGCGCCACCUGCAACCGGUGCGACGGCUUCAGAUGAAAGCUCGAAACGUAAUUAUUCCGAAGUAUCAGACACUGGUGAAGAUGGAAGUUGCAACGACGAAGAAUCCCGUAGGAAGAAACGUAAAGAAGAAGGAGGCGCUAAAGAGUCCAAGUCGGGGCCGGCUAUCCAAAGAAAUGUGGGACAAGGUAAAGGGGGUGUAGCGUCGACCAAACAAGGAACUGGGGGUGGCACUGGAAAUACACCCAGCAGCAAGGCGUCGGGGACGGCAAGCGCAUCAAAAACCGCUGUCGCUGCAAAUUCCGAUCGGAAAACUCCGCCAUGCACCAGUCCUAAACCUGCCAGUGCUAGUGACGCGGAAACUGAUGACGGAAAAACAGACCUUAAG
This is a messenger RNA of Agrilus planipennis (emerald ash borer), 710 nucleotides long. RefSeq names its product podocalyxin-like. Lineage: Eukaryota; Metazoa; Arthropoda; Insecta; Coleoptera; Buprestidae. The record is from RefSeq and is a predicted model, not a curated record. The annotation marks the transcript as partial. The transcript has a single exon.